Ostrea edulis (European flat oyster) is the source of this 4666-nucleotide messenger RNA. RefSeq lists its product as uncharacterized. Bases 459 to 3710 code for a protein of 1083 amino acids. Gene Ontology annotation, molecular function: small GTPase binding; nucleic acid binding; GTPase activator activity. NCBI's taxonomy places the organism in Eukaryota, Metazoa, Mollusca, Bivalvia, Ostreida, Ostreidae. Gene Ontology annotation, biological process: nucleocytoplasmic transport; activation of GTPase activity. Gene Ontology annotation, cellular component: nucleus; perinuclear region of cytoplasm; cytosol. The record is from RefSeq and is a predicted model, not a curated record. The transcript has 21 exons.
AUUACAUUUUUUUCUAGAUACACUCCACAAUAAACGUCUGACGACCGGGGAGUUCCAGAACUGCAGCUUGACCAGCGAUGCCAUCCCAGUUUUGUUUAAGAUCGGGUUCGGGGAUCGGAAUUCGUGUCCCUGGUAAUUGCGACGCCGUGGCCGAUGUCGUUUUUACAGAUGAUUUGGAAAUUUCAAGCUGUAGAAACUAUAAAGACUAGAUCUUGGAAAUAUCCAAACAGAAACAUUUAUACAUGUAUAAAAUGCACCGCAUAAGAUAAUGCGGGUGUGUUAUAUCUUUAUACAGUGUCUUUGGAUUGUAAAAAAAUAUCAUUUUAAAAAAUAGUGAUUUCCUGAACCAGAUAAACCUCCAAUCUAUAAAUUUUACAAUUAGCUCAACCAUGCAGGAAUCAACACAAAAUUAAAGAUGUGAUUUGCAGAUUCUGAAGGUGUUUUGUGUAGGUUUAGAUAUGGGAAGUAGUGGCAGUAAAGCCCCAGCAGUUCAAAUAUCUGGAACAUCAGACAAAGACAAUCCGAAAUCUUCUCCAUCAAAAACUGCACACCAAGACACUAUUAAUGUAAAGAGUGGUGGCCAGUUGACCAAUCAAAAACUAGAAGAAUCCGAGUCUCCAUCAAAAACUGCUCCCCAAGACACUAAUGUAAAGAGUGGUGGCCAGUUGACCAAUCAAAAACUAGAAGAAUCCAAGUCUCCAUCAAAAACUGCUCCCCAAGACACUAAUGUAAACAGUGGACGAUCAACCAGUCAUCAGAAACCUACAGAAUCUCAGUCAGCUAGUCAAAAAUCUUCAGAUAAACAAGAGGCACCAAAACAAGCUGAAUCCGGGCAGCUCAAUAAACAGGUGGAAAGUGAAAAACUUACAGAAAAGCCCGGACCAGCUAGUGCCACAGAAGAGGUGACAACAAGUCUGGGGAAAGACAAGGAAAACGAUAAUACAGAGACAGCAAUGACAACAAAAUCAGAAGGGACUGCCCCUGGCACUACAGAGCGUUUGAUUCCAGAAGUACACAAGGACCAGCAACUGUUCGAUGAUGCCAUCAGUUCAGCCUGUCUACUAAUCAAGAGCCAAAGUCUGAUGAAACUAGUCACUCAAAAUGUCACCACUCUCCGUCUGCAGAGAGCACUUCCACAAGGAAUUUCCCUGUAUGAUCUCCUCACGAAAAUGACCAAUUUACAGGAUUUGGACCUGUCUCAUAAUGACAUGGGCCCCCAAGCAUUCCGCAGCAUUUGUCUGGCCAUGUGUACGAACACUUCCAUUCUGUGUCUGAAUCUCUCCGACAAUAAAACUGACACAAACAGUGCAGAAUGCCUUGGACUGAUGUUGAGUCACAAUGACAGCUUGUCGUACCUCAACGUGUCAAAUAAUAACUUUGGAAAAGAUUAUUUCUCGCGCUGUGUUGGACCAGCUCUAAAAACAAAUACGUCAUUGACAAUUUUCAAGGCAGAAAACAUAGGCUGCACUGUAGUGAAGGAUUUUAUUGCAGGAUUGAAAGAGAACAAUUCUUUGACAGAGUUGGACUUCAGUAACAACUGUGUAUCAGAUCGGACAGCACUGGGGAGUGGACUAGCGGAAAUUCUUAAGAGGGAGACAUGUAGUGUGACAUCUCUGGCUUUGGCUGGUUGUGAAAUUAACAAAGUGGGAACCAGCCUUCUCCUGGAGGGAGUGAGGGAAAACACCUCCUUAACAGCACUCAAUGUUAAUGGACUAGAGUUUGAAUCACUCCCACACUUGUUGCAUUUUGUUGCUGUUGCUGCUAACAAUCCAAAUCUUCAAGUACUGACUGUUGAUGGUGCCAAGAUUAAGGACACCUCUACUGGGGCUAAAGGUGGAGGCAAACAAAAUGUACCAAAGAAACAAAAGAAAAAGAAGAGGUGCUUGUUGGACACAGAGGAAGUCAGUAAAAAAAUGUUUGGAAAAGAUGAGACAAAAAAUGAAAGUCAGAAUGAAUCUGUCGAUGUUGAUGAUAAUGACGAAGACAGUGGGGAGGAAGGCAGCGAUGAUUUUGAUGACAUUGUGGGUCUAGACACAUCAGAUAUAGUUCCCCCACCAAAAAAUGCCCCACCCUCUUUGGAGGUUCUGAGUUUGAUUGACAGUCACUUGACAGAUGGAUUCCUUAAAGCGCUGCAGGGAUUAUUUGAGGGAAGACAAAUUCCACUGACUGAAAUUGACAUCAGUAGCAACAAUGAGCUGACAGGAAAAGUUGUGCACUUCCUAUCUAAAUUAACAAAAGGGGAAGAAACUCUGUCCACACUGAGGAAAUUAAGAUUAGGGGUGUGUAGAGGAAUUGAAAGUUUGCCGCAGGAAUUAAUGGAGAGUGACUUCCCUUGUCUGGAGUAUCUCAAUGUGAGAAAGUCAAAAAUAACAGACCUUCACACUCUAUCUAAACUGUUUAUGGAGAGAACAUUGACAACUCUCAUCUUGGAUGGACAGAAAAUUGCUAACACGGGUAUCUUAGAGAAACUACUAGAUGGAGCAAAAGGAAGUAAGUUGACGACACUGAGUCUGGGAAGUUGUGCCUUGUCUGCUAACGACAUCAAGCCACUGUGUACGGUCAUCCAGCAAGGACUAAAACUACAGAUGUUGAAAUUAUCAGGAAAUCGGUUAGAGGAUCCAGGGGUGGUGGGCCUGGUAGAGGCAAUAUCAGCCAACAAGACACACCCACUGGCGGUCCUAGAUGUCUCUGAUAAUACAUUUGGAGAUGAAGGAGCAAAGCAGAUAGCCAGUUUAUUUACACACAAGAAACACAAAACACAACUCAACAGCCUGAAUAUCAGUCACAAUGAUGUGGGUAAGAUGGGGCUCCUCUCCCUGGUGUCAGUGAUUGGAGGGAAAUCACCACUACGGACCCUGUAUCUACAGAAACAGACAACAUCAUCUCAGCUUACCAUACCUGACAUGGUGGAAGUCUUCACCAAACUGGCUCAAUGUCUUGGUUUUACGAUACCAAAGGCAGGAGCUCAGAUACAGCCUGGAAGCUCUGACCUUCCCAGGCUACCAGAGGGCCUGGUGGUCCGUCUGUCAGAACUAGGGGGCAACACUGGUGAUAUUGGUAGGAUGCUGGACAGCAUUCGCAUCAAGACAGAUUACGUGGCAGAGAAACUUCCCCUUCUGACUUUUUCUGAUAUCCAGAUAAUCUGUGCUGUCCUGAAAGGUUCAGGUUCGGAGAUUCCCGUGUGGUCUAGUGAGCACUGGAAAAUGAUAACAGAGCUGAACCGGUCAACAUCAGAUGCUCCGUCCUGGCUGGAGUUACCAGGGAGCAGAGAUUUGUGUCUGUACCUUAGUAAUCUCCCUGGGAGCACCACCACUCAAAAACUAGAGGCCAUCCUAGAAAUGGAUGCUGACUGCAACUUAGAAGAAGUCUGUUUGAUGAAGGAUCCAGUACAUAGAGGUGUUAGUGGUGUUGGAUGGGCAUUGAUGAAUGAUGAAGAAUCAAUACAGAAAGCAGUGGAUUUCUUCAUCUCUGGAGAGGCAAGAGUUUUUGGGCAAUCCAUUAUAAUAUCAAGAGUGAAAGUGAAAGUAGAUGACGAUGAAGAUUCAGUGGCAGCCCAAAAAGCCAGAGAAGACCAAGAAAUGAGAAAUAAAUUGAGACGAAAGGAAGAGCAGGACCUCAGAAGAUUAAUUCAGAGAUCAACAGAGGAGUCAUGGAAACGCCACGCCUACUGCCUGGCCCACCCAGCCUAUGCUGAUGGCAGGAUUUGGUAGUCAGGACAAUUAGCCAGGCCAUGUCUACUGCCUGGCCCACCCAGCCUAUGCUGAGGGCAGAAUUUGGUAGUCAGGACAAUUAACCAGGGUACUCUGGACUUUGACAGCAGUGAUAAAUCAUUGGGCCAUAACAGUUUGUUUUUUGUUUAUCAGCAGUGAUAUUUAUUUACAUUAUACAGAACAUAUUACAGUACACAUGUGUUUUUCUUAUUACAUCUGAUAUAGGGAGGCAGCUUUAUACAAUCAUUGACUUUUAAUGAAGUCUACUCGUGACUAUACAGAUCUGGUCAGAAAUUGUACAGAUCUGGUCAGAAAUUGGUUGACCGAGGUCAUAGGCUGAGGUCAACCAAUACUGACCAGGUUCAUAUAGUCAUGAGUAGACCAAAUUAUCCUGCUUCAUUAAAUGAUUAGGAAUUUAAGAACAGUUAUCACAAUUUUUUUUUUUUGCCCGGGUUGCACAAUGUGCGAACUGCUUAUAGAAUGGUGAAUGAUGGGCGGGUGGGUGUCCCUGUAAUAGGGUACCUACUUUGUGUAAUCAACUCCUCUCACAGCUUGUACUUGACAUUUUUCAGACCUUGUACAUUAUAGAUGUUAUAAAAAUAUUGAAGAUAUACAUGUGACAUUUUAAAGGUGCUUUUGUUUUUUGAAAAAUUCUACAUUUAAUAUGUCAUUUUUCCAUUAUGUUUUGUACUGCUGUCUCUAUGAUAGGUAACAUAUUUAAAGCAAUCCGACUAUUUCUCUUCUUGAAUCGAUGUUUCUUUCUUCUUCAUUUCUUCAAUGGAUACAAACAUGUGCAUUAAAACACAUUAUAACAAUAUUUCAACAGUCAAAACCUACAAACUGUAACAGUAUAAUAAUUUUCUUUUUACAACUUAGCUGAACCUUUAAACAGCAUGGACUUGACAACUAGUGCUUUAAAAUGCACAAACUGAUUGAUCAAUAAAUAUGUUACCAAG